This is a messenger RNA of Aptenodytes forsteri (emperor penguin), 2751 nucleotides long. RefSeq names its product sensor protein KdpD-like. Lineage: Eukaryota; Metazoa; Chordata; Aves; Sphenisciformes; Spheniscidae. The record is from RefSeq and is a predicted model, not a curated record. Gene Ontology annotation, biological process: phosphorylation; phosphorelay signal transduction system. The transcript has a single exon. Bases 1 to 2751 code for a protein of 916 amino acids. Gene Ontology annotation, cellular component: plasma membrane. Gene Ontology annotation, molecular function: phosphorelay sensor kinase activity.
AUGACUGAUAACCGCCCCAACCCUGAUGAGCUACUCAAUCAAAUUGAGGCAGAGACGUUGACCACGACCCGAGGCAAGCUCAAGAUUUUCUUUGGCUCAUCAGCAGGUGUGGGUAAAACUUACGAUAUGCUGAUGGCAGCACGACAAGCCCAAGUUCAGGGCUUUAACGUACUUGUCGGCAUUGUGGAAACGCAUGGACGUAGCGAAACCGCUGCAUUGCUCGAAGGCUUAACGAUUUUACCACUCAAGCAAAUUGACUAUCGAGGACAAACCCUUAAAGAAUUUGAUAUCGAUGCCGCUUUAGCGAUUCACCCAGAUAUUCUGUUGGUUGAUGAACUGGCCCAUAGCAAUGUGCCGACUUCCCGUCAUCCUAAGCGAUGGCAAGAUGUGGAAGAGCUAAUCAAUGCAGGCAUCAAUGUUUAUACUACUUUAAAUGUACAGCAUUUAGAAAGUGUUAAUGAUGUGGUCAAUCAAAUCACCGGCAUAGCGGUGCGAGAGACACUACCGGAUUGGUUUUUUGAUGCUGCCAAUGAAGUGGUGUUGGUCGAUUUGCCUGCCGAUGAACUAUUAACACGGUUAGAGGAAGGCAAGGUAUAUUUGCCCAAUCAAGCCAAAAAUGCAGUAAAAAAUUUUUUUCGCAAAGGCAAUCUGAUAGCCUUACGUGAAUUGGCACUGCGUCGUACUGCUGACCGUGUUGAUACCGAUAUGCGUAAUUAUCGUAAACAGGCACGGAUUUCACCAAUAUGGAACACCACAGACCAACUAUUAGUCGGCUUAAGUAGUACUGGUAAUAAUGAACGCCUGAUUCGCCAUGCUGCUAGACUUGCGGGUAGCUUGCAUACCAAAUGGUAUGUGACCCAUGUGGAAACCCCAUCUAACCUUUCCAAAAAUAAGCAAAAAAUCUUAGAUGCCCUACGUUUGGCGGAAUACAUGGGGGCAACGACCCAGAUUAUUACCGCCAAUAGUGUUGCUGAAGGACUGACGAGCUAUGCCCAUCAGUUUAAUAUUGGACGCAUUAUCAUUGGACAACAACGACCCAAAUUGGGGUGUUGGCGAAAUUCUUUGAUCGAGCAAAUCGGUAAACAAGACACCAAGCUUGACUUAAUCAUAGUUAAUCAAGUGGCUGACACCACCCCGAAUACAUCAGCUUCUCUUAUUAGCAAAGCGCCGAACUAUCAAGAGUUAUGGGCAAACCAUAACGUAAGGGCCUAUCUGGUCGCAACCGUGGGUUGUACGUUGGUCACUGCCUCACUUGCUAAACUCACCCAAUGGCUGGAUUUAGCUAAUGUUUUAAUGCUGUACUUACUGAUAAUCGUGUUUGUUUCGGUACGUUUCGGUCGUUUUCCUGGGAUUUUUGCGGUUAUUGUUAGCGUAUUAAGCUUUGAUUUUUUCUUUGUUGAGCCAAAAUUUUCUUUUUCUGUAAGCGAUGUACAAUAUCUAUUGACCUUUGGGGUGUUGAUUGUCGUCUCCUUAUUAAUUAAUAACUUAGCGGUUGGGUUACGGUUUCAAGCCCAAUCCGCUCGUCGUCGUGAGCUCCAAGCCAAAUCGAUAAGUGAAUUAAGCCAAGGCUUAAGUGCGGCACGUAAAACUGAACAGAUUGCUGACCAUGCGACGCUGUGGUUAUUACAACAUUUAGCCAGUUAUGCAUUAGUUGUCACGCCCAACAAUCAAGGUCGGUUAAACUUGGUGAGUGAUACCGCCGUACCGUCAGAAUUUGAUUGGGCAGUGACGCAGUGGGUAUAUGACCAUAAUCAGCUUGCAGGAUUUGGCACCAACACGCUUACGGCGAACAAAAUGCAAUACCGUCCACUGGCAGCUUCAGGGCAAGUAUUAGGGGUAAUUGCCGUCUUGCCCAAAGAUACCAGUUAUUUUAAUCAGCCUGAACAACAGCGUUUUUUAGAUGUGGCAGUUGCCCAAAUUGCUUUGGCAUUGGAGCGAAUUUAUUUGGCAAAAGUUGCUCAAGAAGCGGUGAUUCAAGUAAAAUCAGAGCAGCUGCGAGGAACGCUGUUAUCGGCAUUGUCCCAUGAUAUUCGCACACCGCUUGCGGUAUUAUCCACGCUCGCUGAAAGUUUAUUGCAACUAACACAAACUGAGCAAGAACAGCAUCAACUAGCAUUAGAUAUCCAACAGCAAAGUAGGGCCAUUGGACGUUUGGUGGUCAAUAUUUUAGAUUAUGCGUCACUGCAAUCAGGCGGUAUAAGCGUUAAUAAACAAUGGAUUAGCCUUGAAGAAUUGAUUGGUGGAAUAUUAACUCAAUUAGAGUUUGCUCUUGGCACUCGAGAUAUCAUUGUGGAUAUUCCAGACGCCCUACAAUUUAUCUAUACCGAUGAAUUAUUAUUGGCAAGAAUUCUUAAUAAUUUACUCACCAAUGCCAUUAAUUACUCACCGUUAGGGUCACCCAUUCAUAUUCAAGCACUAUCAGACAGCCAAAAUCAUUUUAAAAUUAAUGUUAUUGAUGCCGGUGAUGGUGUACCCAUUGAGAUGCAAGCUAAGAUUUUUGAACGCUUUACUCGUGGUAAUCCAGAAAGCACAGUAACCGGUUUAGGGCUGGGUUUAGCCUUAAGUCGUGAACUGGUAAAAAGUUUGGGGGGCACGCUGAGCGUCACCAAUGUGGUACCGCAUGGGGCAUGUUUUACCAUAGAACUACCUCAACCUAGCCAAAUCGAACAACGACAGUUUGCUAGCCAAUUACAUAAUCAAUCGCAUAUUUCGAUUAAUUCACCCUCAGAUUAUGAGAAUUUACCGACCUAG